GACAGAUAAAACAUACAUAUUCUUGUUUGUAAUUUCUUUGUAUUUAUUUUAGAUCUUUUUGAAGCUUUAAAGCCUGAGUAUGUGGCACCGCUGAUCCUUUGGCUUUGCCAUGAGAGUUGUGAGGAAAAUGGUGGUUUGUUUGAGGUUGGAGCAGGAUGGAUUGGAAAAUUACGCUGGGAGCGGACCCUUGGAGCCAUUGCAAGACAGAAGAAUCAGCCAAUGACUCCUGAGGCAGUGAAGGCUAACUGGGAGAAGAUCUGUGACUUUGAUAAUGCCAGCAAGCCUCAGAAUAUCCAAGAAUCAGUUGCAGGUAUGAUUGAAGUUUUACAUAAAAUAGAUGCAGAAGGAGGAGUUUCAAUAAAUCAUACCAGUCAUGCAACAUCUACAGCUACUUCAGGAUUUGCUGGAGCUAUUGGCUAUAAACUCCCUUCAUUUUCUUCUGCUUACACGGAAAUGGAAACAAUUAUGUAUGCUCUUGGAGUGGGAGCAUCUGUCAAAGAUCCAAAGGAUUUGAAAUUUGUUUAUGAAGGAAGUUCUGAUUUCUCCUGUUUGCCUACCUUUGGAGUUAUCAUAGCUCAGAAAUCUAUGAUGGGUGGAGGAUUAGCAGAGAUUCCUGGGCUUUCAGUCAACUUUGCAAAGGUUCUUCAUGGGGAGCAAUACCUGGAGUUAUAUAAACCUCUUCCUAGAUCAGGAAAAUUAAAAUGUGAAGCAGUUGUUGCUGAUGUCCUAGAUAAAGGAUCUGGUGUAGUAAUUCUUAUGGAUGUCUAUUCUUAUUCUGGGAAGGAACUUAUAUGCUAUAAUCAGUUCUCUCUCUUUCUGGUUGGUUCUGGAGGCUUUGGAGGCAAACGGACAUCAGAAAAACUCAAGCUCAUUAAGCCAGUAUAAGUCUUUUCACUGGUGAAUUUAACCCUUUUAUAUUCAAGGUUAUUAUUGGUAAGUAUGAACUUCUUCCUCUAAUCUUGUUAAUUGUGUACUCUGCUUGUUUUGUGUAUUUUUUGUUCCUUUUCACUUCUCAUCAUUUUUUAUUUUUUUAAAUAUUUAUUUAUUUAUUUAUUUUUUUGGUUUUCGGCGGACACAACAUCUUUGUAUGUGGUGCUGAGGAUCGAACCUGGGCCGCACGCUUGCCAGGCGAGUGCACUACCGCUUGAGCCACAUCAUUUUUUAAAAAAUAUUUUUUAGUUGUAGAUGGUCACAGUAUCCUUAUUUGUUUAUAUGGUGCUGAGGAUCAAACCCAGGGUCUUAGACGUGCUAGGCAAGCACUCUACUAUUGAGCCACAACUUCAGCCCUCAUCAUUUUUUUUUUGAUUUAGUAAUUUUCUGUUAUGUAGUUUCUCCUCUUUUGUGUUUCUGUCCUUCUAGUGAGUUUUGUAUAUUCAUGAGUGUUCAUGAUGAUAGUUAUCAUCUGUUUUAGUGAGCUUUUUCGCUGCUGUGUCUAAAACACCCAACUAGGACAUUUGUAGAGUAAGAUUUUAUUUGGUGGCUCAGAGUUUCAGAGGUCUCAGUCCAUAGACAGACAGCUCCAUUCCUCAGGACUCAAGGUGAGGCAGGAAAUCAGUGGAAAUGUGGUAGAGGGAAGCAGCUCACAUGAUGAUCAGAAAUGUAGAGAGAGAGAUCUCCAUGAAAAAUACACAUAUAUACCCCAAAGUCAUGCCCCUCCCCAUGCCCAUAACUCCUCAAGCAACACCUUUCCUGCCUUCGAUUACUGAUUAGUUACUAAUCUCAUCAGGUAAUUAAUUAACUGGUUGGGUGAAAGCUCCCAUAACUCAAUCAUUUAUUCUCUAAAUCUUCUUGCAUUGUCUCACACAUGAGCUUUUGGGGAACACCUCACAUGUAAACCAUAACAUUCCACCUCUGGUCCCCAAAAGCCUGUGAUCAUCUUACAAUGCAAAAUACAUUUAGUCUAUCUCCAAGAGUCCCCACUGUCUCAACAAUUCAAGGACUGCCCAAAAGUUCAAGUUCAAAGCCUCCUCUAAGACUCAGAGCAAACUUUCAUCAUGAGUUCCUGUAAAAAACAAAAGCUAUUUACAAGUCUCCAAUAUAUAAAAGUAUGGAAUAAACAUUUCCAUGCACAAAUAUGCAUUUGUAGAGGAGGAAAAGUUUAUUUGGGGGUUCACAAUUUCAGAGGUCUCAGUCCAUAGACAGCAGGCUCCAUUCUUCAGGGCUUAAGGCGAGGCAGGAUAUCAUGGUGGAAGAAACUUCUCAGAAAAAAGCGAUGGGACCAAAGGAAGACCGAAAUUCAGCUGGGCAAACAAGUCCUGUAGCUCCACAUUUGGCAUCUGUGGCACAUGGCAUGGUGAUAUUCUGUCCAAAUGAUUUGUGUAGCUCUGCCCCUGUGGCCUUGUUGGUUGUAGCCCAAGUGGCCUUUCUGUUUUCUCUGUUGAUUCCUGCAGCUUUCCUAGAUGAUGUCCCAUGUUACUGGCAUUUCUUAAUCUUGGAGUCUUCACUGCAGCUUUGGCUUCCUCCUCACAUCUCCAUGCUUUGUUCUCUCAGGGGCUGCCCACAGGGACUCCCAGGCCUUCCUUUGAAAUCUUCAUGGAAGCCUCCAUGACCCCCAAACUCCAGCUUCCUGUAUUUCUGUAGAACCAGAACCAUGUGGUUGAUGCCAGGGUCUGCAGCCAUCUUGAGCAGUAGCCAAGCCUCCAGGGACCCUGGGUGCAGAAGCUUCUGAGUGCUUGGGUAACUGAGCAUGUUGAAAAAAAAUUCCUAGGUCCCUUUGUUCAAGAAGGGUACUCAACUGGUCUUGUCUGCAGCAUAUUUUACUUUUACUCCCUUGAGCCUGAGAUGGAUGUGGUCUUGCCAGCUCCUGAGGUGCCCUCAAGCCAUCUUUCUCAUUGUCUCUGAUCAAAGUCUUUAGCAUUUCUUUAGUAGCAGAAAUGUCUUUGACAACUGCAACUUCCUUAGCUCCAGUUUUACUCCUGCCUUUCAAGUCCAAGUUUUCAAAUAUUUCUGCUCUGCUUUCUGCUCCUGAAUGUCACAAUAAAUUUGGCUAAAAGCUGCCAGCAGUAUCCAUGCUACCGCUUGAAUGCUAUGCUGUCUAGAAAUUUCUUCAAAUUAAGAAGUCCAUCACUUUUAAAAUCACCCUCACAGAAAGUCUCAGAACAUGGGCAAAAUGUAGAUAACUUCUCAGCCAGACAUAACAUGAAUGGCCUUUAGUCCUAUUACCACUAAUGUCCUCCUUUUCCUCUCAACCCUCUUGAGCCCUGUCUUCACUGUCCAUGGUCCUAUUGGCAUUCUGGUUUUCUGAGCUCCUAAUAGAAUUCACCAUUUAUGUGUCCUUACAACAGUAUAAAGCAUUUCCAGCUUGCACUGCUAAACAUCUCAAAAUUUUUCCUGCCAAUUCUGAAAAUCUCCAAAUUCUUAUAAAUUACAUGGUCAGGUAAGUCACAGAAAUGGUCCCACUCCUGGUGCCAAUUUCUGUUUUAGUCAGCUUUUUCACUUCAGUGACUAAAAGACCCAACCAGCACAUUUGUAGAGGAGGAAAAGUUUAUUUAGGGAUUCACAAUUUCAGAGGUCUCAAUCCAUAGACAGCAGGCUCCAUUCUUCAGGGCUUAAGGUAAGGCAGGAUAUCAUGGUGGAAGACAGUGGCAUUCUUCCUUCUUCUUCUUUCAUUCUUCUUCUUUAUUCUUCAUUCUUUAUUCUUAUUCUUCAUUCUUCUUCUUCAUUCUCCUCCUCCUCCCCCCUUCCUCCUCCCUCCUCCCUUCCUCCUCCCUUCCUUCUUCCUUUCUUCUUCCUUCCUUCCUCCUCCUCCCCCUUCCUCCUUUCCCUUCCUCCUCCCUUCCUUCUCCUUUCCUUCUUCCUUCCUUUCUUCUUCCUUCCUUCCUUCUUCCUUCUUCCUUCUUCUUUUUAAAUUUUGUAUUUCUAGAUGGACCACAUGCCUUUAUUUUAUUUUUAUGUGGUGCUGAAGAUCAAACCCAGUACCUCACACAUGUGAGGCAAGUGCUCUGCUACUGAGCUACAGCCUCAGCCCUGGAUUUAGUAUUCUUGGUUGGCAUUUUUUUCCUUUCAGUAUUUUGAUUAUAUCCUCCUAUUCUGGACUGUAAGGUUUCUGCUGAUAAAUCUGCUGUAAUUCUAAUAGGCAUUCCCUAAGUGUAACUUGUCACUAUUCUCUUUUAUUUUGACAUUUUGAGCAUCUAUAUCUUUGUGAAGGUCUGUUUUGGUUGAAUCAAGUUACUGUCCUUUGAGCUUGAUGGAUAUCCAUAACUUUUUUGAAGUUGUGGGAAGUUUUUGGCUGUUAUUUUGUGAAAUAGGCUUUCUGUGACUUUUUCCUUUUCUUUACCCUCUGGAAUUCUUUUUUCUUUUUCCCUCUCAUGUUUUAUUAUCCUAGAGUAGAUGUCAGUAUAAUCUUAAGCAGAAUCAAAUUUUAUUUUCAUUGACAUAAUAAUAAACUGUUUCCAGUGAUUUCAACAUGUUUUUCUGGCUUCAACCUAUUUCUCAUGGGGAAUUUUUUUUUUUUUUUUUUUUUCAAUGAAUUCCUUUCAUGCUUUAUCGUUACUUCUAUUUUUUAAAAUUUAUUUAUUGUUUUUAGGUAUACAUGACAGUAGAGUAUAUUUUGACAUAUUAUACAUACAUAGUGUGCAACCCAUUACAAUUGUGAUCCCAAUCUUGUAUAGUUACACUGGUUGUGUAUUCAUAUAUGACCAUAGGAAAGUUAUGUUUGAUUCGUUCUACUGUCUUUCUUAUUCCUGUUCUGCGUUCCCUUCAUUCUCCUUUGUCUAAUCCUAUGAACUUCUGUUCUUCCCCUCCUGACCCUCCCUUGUUAUGGGUUAGCAUUCACAUAUCAGAGAGAACAUUUGACAGAACUGAAUUAUUUCACUUAGCAGGAUAUUCUCCAGUUCCAUCCAUUUACCAACAAAUGCAUAAUUCCAUUGUUCUUUGUGGCUGAUUUAUUUAUUAAUUUGAAUUAGUUUCUCCUUUAACUAUUCUUCUAAUGUAGUUCCUCCCUUUGGUAGUCUUGAGUUUUAUUUUUCAUUCUUUUUUAUCAAAUAUUUUGUUGGGUAGGUUUUGCAGUACUUGCUUUUCUAGUUAUGGAUUCUUUUAACUUUUUUUUUUAAGUAUUUUUUUUAGUUGUCAGUGGACUUUAUUUAUUUAUAUGUGGUUCUGAGAAUUGAACCCAGUGCCUCACACAUGCUAGGCAAGUGCUCUACCACUGAGCCACAAUCCCAGCCCAACUUUUAUUUAUUUUUGAAGAUUUUGAUUUCAUCCUCAAAUCUGAAGUUUUAUUUUGCUGGGUAUAGUAUUCUUGGCUGGCAUCCAUUUUCUUUCAGAGCUUGGUAUAUAUUAUUCCAAGACCUCCUAGCUUUGAGUGUCUGGGUUGAGAAAUUGGCUGAGAUCCUGAUUGAUUUCCCUCUAAAUAUUACCUUGUUGCUGUUCUCUGAAAGUCUAUAAAAUUUUAUUAAAAUUUAUUAAAAUUUAUGUUAGGCAUCUUCAUAAUAAUGUGCCUUGGGUGUGAGUCUGUUCUAAUUUUAUAUAUUUGGAGUCCUGUAAGCCUCCUGAAUUUAGUUUUCCAUUUCAUUCUUAAGGUAUGGGAAAUUUUCUGAUAUUAUUACAGUGAAAAGAUUGUGCAUUCUUUUGGUUUGUAUCUCUGAACCUUCAUCUAUCCAGAUACAUCUUGGAUUUUUCAUGUUAUCCCAUAAUUAUUGAAAGUUUUGUUCACGGUCUCUUAACAUCUUUUCCUCAUGGUCAACUUUAUUUUCUAUAUUAUAUAUUUUGCCUUCAUUGCCUGAAACUCUCUUCCAUGUGGUCUAGUCUAUUGGCAAUGCUUUCCAUUGAAUUUUUAAUUUGGGUUAUUGAGUCCUUCAGUUCGAGGAUUUCUGACUGAUUCUUGUUCAGGAUCUCUAUCUCCAUGUUGAAAUGAUCUUUUACUUCUUGUAUUUUCUUUCUGAUUUCAUUUCUUAUGACAACCUUCACCUCUAGAUUAAUUUAACCAUGAAUUUUUCUGAAUUCUGUCUCUGAAAUUUCCUCCACUAUUGUGUCAAUGGAUUCUAAUGUUGAGGUAUUCUGUGUUAUUUGGAAUGGUUUGUUCUUUCUUUUUCUUUUUUUCAGAUUGUUUGUGUGUCUACCAAUCUAUCUGAAUGGAUCUGAUGCUGUAGAGUUUCUACCUUAUGAGUUUAUAGUGUCACUCUUUUACUUGUACUUUACAGAUUGGUCCAGGACUGGGGGUGGGGAGCCCAAUGAUAGCAACAAUGGAUGCAGACAGUAUAUAGCAGUAGACUAGGUCCUUAGUUCCUGUUUUGAUGUUUAGUGUUAAUUGGUACUAUAUUUAAGAAUAUUGGAAUCAGCAGUUUCCAUUGUAAAAAAAAAAAUAAACAAUCAUGUAUUAUGAGGCGAGUCUCUUAGAGAUAGCAUAUUGUUGGGUCUUUUUUAAUCCUGUCUGCUACAAAACAAAACAACAAUCAAAAAAAAGAAAAAGGAAAAAAGGCUAGAGAUGAAAGAGUAACAAAUAUGAAUAUGUAUAGGAAUCCUUAAAUCAGUCAGUACACAUUCAAAUAAAAAAAAGUUCCAAUAUGGAAACUCCAAAUCAAACAUGAAAACAGAACUACUACCACAAUAAACAAACAAAUAACAACAAUAAAAAUCUUGGUAAAGUGUUAAGAAUUUAAGGAGCCCUAUUCACUAUGGUAGAGAAAAUAGUGAGUGUAUGUGUUCACUGUCUGUACCUACCUGAUUUUCUUUUCAUUUCUUCUUGAGGUACGAUCUAAGUGCAGGAAUAUGGGCCAUGGGUGGUAUGUUCUUCCUUUUUAUUGUGUUGCUCACCGUGUUGAAGGUUGGGGUUUAAGACUUCCCAAUUUCCUUUGUUGGGAGAUUAGUUUGGGCAGGCUAGAUUGUAGGCCUAGAGGCAAGGUGGUAUGUUAGGGAAGCUGGGUUGAUGGAGGGUGGCAAAGCAGUUGGCCACGUCUGGAUGGCAGGUGGAUCAGGGCCUGCUGCUGGAUCCUGGGGGCCAGAAGUGAGGCUGUGUGCUGGACCGGGCAAGUCUGGUGGCAAAGCAGUGUGUGGGGCAAGUUGGGGCCUGGCCAUGUUGGAGGCCCAGGUGGUCUGCACCAGGUGGGUCAGGGGUGGGUGCCUAGAUCUGAGGGCCUGCCACAAAGCUGCAUGUUGGACUGGGUGGGUCUGGUGGUGAAGCAGUGGCCUUGCAUGUGGAGCUGUGGGCCUAGUGGGCAGAGUGGUAGGCUGGGUCAGGGGCUGGGAGGGUGUAGGGAAACUGGGGACUGGGGAGAUGGAGGGCCCUCGACUAGUACUGGACCUAGUGGGUCACUGGUGGAUGCCAUACUGGGGAGGAAGCCAGCGACCAGGCUGGUGCCAGGGACCUGGUAGGUGCCAGACAGCCUGGGCAAGCUGGGAGCAAAAUGCCCUCAUAUCCUUGCUUCCAACCUUUUGACCCACAAUAGCUGCCCCUGUCAAUCCUUGGUAGCAGCAGGUCUUUUGGACCUGGGGAGAGCUAGGCUCUCUUCUAGACUCUCUAACCUGUGUAGUCCCCCGCCCCCGCAAAUGUUUCCUUUUUUUUUUUUUAAACCUUUCCACAGGUUUGCUAGGCUUAGAUAGGCCUACACAGACCUAGCUGCAAAUUCUUGGAUCUGGGUUUCCAGUUUCUAUAGGCUCCACUGUGCUUCAGUCCAAAGAUGGCUUCUGGAUUGGCUCUCUGUGAAUGAUUGAUAAACUCCAUGGAGAGGUUUUUUAUUUUUAGACCUGAUUAAUUAGUCAAAUAGUCUCUGGUUUGACUAGGGCAGACUGCCCCUCCAGUCUCAGGAUUUUUUACUCUAAGUCUUUGGGAGACCUAGUAUUCCCACUGCUUGAGUUCUGUCUGGAUGGCUGAGUUAGGAGAAAUGCUGCCCCAUUCUGAUCUGCCAUCUUGCCCCCACUGCCCUCUGGAAUUCAAAUAAUAGAAUAUUUGUUUGCUUAAUGAUGUCCCAAAGGUUUUUUUUUUAGAGUUUCUUUGUUAUUUUUUAAAAAAUAUGACCGAGGAUCUUUCUUUCUUUUUUUUUAAUUUAAAAAAACAUUUUAGUUUUAUGUUUUCCAAUCCUGCUUUUUAAAUUAAAAAGAUUAAAUAUGAAAAAAAAAA
Marmota monax (woodchuck) is the source of this 8056-nucleotide messenger RNA. Its product is annotated as peroxisomal multifunctional enzyme type 2-like. NCBI's taxonomy places the organism in Eukaryota, Metazoa, Chordata, Mammalia, Rodentia, Sciuridae. Gene Ontology annotation, cellular component: peroxisome. Bases 220 to 885 code for a protein of 221 amino acids. The record is from RefSeq and is a predicted model, not a curated record. The transcript has 9 exons.